Molecule: messenger RNA, 3119 nt
Organism: Elephantulus edwardii (Cape elephant shrew)
Lineage: Eukaryota; Metazoa; Chordata; Mammalia; Macroscelidea; Macroscelididae
Product: guanine nucleotide-binding protein G(s) subunit alpha isoforms XLas-like
Exons: 14
Coding region: 1-2763 (920 amino acids)
Biological process (GO): adenylate cyclase-activating dopamine receptor signaling pathway; sensory perception of chemical stimulus
Cellular component (GO): heterotrimeric G-protein complex
Molecular function (GO): ionotropic glutamate receptor binding; corticotropin-releasing hormone receptor 1 binding; GTPase activity
Source: RefSeq, a predicted model, not a curated record
AUGGGCGUGCGCAACUGCCUCGACGGCAAUUAUAUGUCAGGACAACGCGAUAGCACCCCUGAGCUCGAGCAGCAGCCCCAGCAGCCGAUGGAAGCCCCAGGGGCAGCUGCCCCCGGUGUUGGGCCUGGCCCAGCCCAAGAGGUGGCGACCGAACCACCUGCUCUUGAGCCCAUCCCCAGUGAGGAGACCAACAAUGGCGAGGCCUGCGGGCCAGCACAGGUCUCUGAGCCCUCAGCUCAGGGCCUCGGAGAGGCCAUCCAGGAAGGAUCAGGCCUGGGAGACUUCAGCCCACCUCCUGAAGAAUCCAUGCCCUUUGAAGUCAAGCAGCCCAAUGCAGGAGGCUUCUGGCCUCUCCUGGAGCAGCCCGGCCACCGUGCAGACCUCGGAGCCACGAGCCAGGCCAGUAUGCAAUCUGGAGCCACCCAGGGUGCCCAAGCAGGCAUGGCAGGCUACAGCCCUCCACCAGAAGAAGCCAUGCCCUUUGAGCAGCCCAGCCAGGGAGCCGGCAGUCCAGCUCCCUUCCAGCUUAGCACCCUUACGCCAGAGAGUUCAGGCUUGGGGGUCCCCAGUGCACCCCCCGAGCAACCCUCAGCCCUCGAGCUCACUGGUCCUGCCUGUGGAGGCUACAGCCCUCCCCCCGAGGAAGCAGUGCCAUUUCAGCCAGAAGGAGCAGCCUCUGGGGAUGGCAGCCCACCCCCUGACAUCCCGGAUGAGAUCCUCUUCGAUGCCAGCGAGGAUGCCCCCCCGCUCUGGGUCCCUGGCACCCCCAGCCACCCAGCUGGAGAGCUGGCCGGAGAGCUUCCUGGCUUCAGCAGCAUCAUCCCCCCAGUGGAGAUCGCCAGACCCUCAUUCCAAAUUGGCAGCACCCCUCAUGGGGUAUUCGACGCUCCCGGCAGCAUGGACAGCCCCCCAGACGCACGUGACAACCCAUCCAGUGAGGCGGGGCGCGCAGGAGAGAGGCCUCCCGUCGAAGGAGCAGCAGCUGAGAUGGGGCCAAGCUCAGGAGUGCCCGAUGCCGGGCAUGGAAGAGACCGUGCCGCCACUGCAGCUGCCGAUGACCUCGACGGCGGGGCUGGCACCACCACCACCACCGAAGGUGACCAGCCUGAUGGAGACGGCGAGUCGGGCUCCCCUACCUGGGUCACUCCUACUCCCUGGGCCCGCACUCGAGGCCCCAACGACACCGUCAAGCCCAGGGGCCCCACCACCACCGGAGGCAACCGCAACCCGCAGCAGCUCCUCCGGCCCCCGAGCCCCGAGAUUCAGGUGGCCGACCUGCCUAGUCCAGUUCCUCCUCGCGCGGCUGCCCGGCGGGCCAAGGCAGAGCGAGGCCGGGCCCUCGGAGGCCUGGACGCAGCUCUCGACAGUAGUGACGACGAGCCCUGCAGCGGGGGCACCUCUGGCGAUGGCACAGGCUGCUUCGGGCGCCGCAGCCGCUCCACGACCCGGCGCCACCGCAAGAGCCGCCGCCGCACCUUCCGGCAGUUCCUGGCACGAGCCUUCGGAGGAUGCUUCGGGCUGCGUACCGAGAGCCCUUCGCCUGCUUCACGUGGCCAGACCAAGAUUCCCAUGGCUGAGAAGCGUCAGCAGAAGCGUAAGGAGGCGAUGGAGAAGCGUGCUCAGAAGCGUGAGGAGAAGAAGCGCAGCAAGCUCAUCGACAAGCAGCUCAAGGAUGAAAAGAUGGGGUACAUGUGUACACACCGCCUGCUGCUUCUAGGUGCUGGAGAAUCUGGUAAAAGCACCAUUGUGAAGCAAAUGAGGAUCCUGCAUGUUAAUGGGUUUAAUGGAGAGGGCGGCGAAGAGGACGCGCAGGCUACCAGGAGCAACAGCGAUGGUGAGAAGGCAACGAAAGUGCAGGACAUCAAAAACAACCUGAAGGAGGCCAUUGAAACCAUUGUGGCCGCCAUGAGCAACCUGGUUCCCCCUGUGGAGCUGGCCAACCCUGAGAACCAGUUCAGAGUGGACUACAUCCUGAGCGUGAUGAACGUGCCUGACUUUGAUUUCCCCCCUGAAUUCUACGAGCAUGCCAAGGCGCUCUGGGAAGAUGAAGGGGUGCGUGCCUGCUACGAGCGUGCCAAUGAGUACCAGCUCAUCGACUGUGCCCAGUACUUCCUGGACAAAAUCGAUGUCAUCAAGCAGGCCGACUAUGUGCCCAGCGACCAGGACCUGCUGCGUUGCCGUGUCCUGACUUCUGGAAUCUUUGAGACCAAGUUCCAGGUGGACAAGGUCAACUUCCACAUGUUCGAUGUGGGCGGCCAGCGCGAUGAGCGCCGCAAGUGGAUCCAAUGCUUCAAUGAUGUGACUGCCAUCAUCUUCGUGGUGGCCAGCAGCAGCUACAACAUGGUGAUUCGCGAGGACAACCAGACCAACCGUCUGCAGGAGGCUCUGAACCUCUUCAAGAGCAUCUGGAACAACAGAUGGCUGCGCACCAUCUCUGUGAUUCUGUUCCUCAACAAGCAAGAUCUGCUGGCCGAGAAGGUCCUUGCUGGCAAGUCCAAGAUCGAGGACUACUUCCCAGAGUUCGCUCGCUACACUACUCCUGAGGAUGCUACUCCUGAGCCUGGCGAGGAUCCCCGUGUGACCCGGGCCAAGUACUUCAUCCGCGACGAAUUUCUGAGAAUCAGCACCGCCAGUGGAGAUGGGCGCCACUACUGCUACCCCCACUUCACUUGCGCUGUGGACACCGAGAACAUUCGCCGCGUGUUCAACGACUGCCGUGACAUCAUUCAGCGCAUGCACCUUCGUCAGUAUGAGCUGCUGUAAAGAGGGAACACUGAUAUAAUUAAAACCUUAAGCACAGUUAAUUAAAAAUGAAACUUAAUUCUACAAGCAGUUAAUCACCCACUGUAGGGCAUGAUUAACCAAGCAACCUUUCCUUUCCCCGAGUGAUUUUUUGCAAAAACCCCUUUUCCCUUUCAGCUUGCUUAAAUAUUAUACAAUUUAGAAAGCUUAAGGCGGCCUAUAGUUAAAGAAUUAAAAAAAAAAGGCCACAAAAGUUCCCUCUCACUUUACGUAAAAAAAAAUAAAUACAAGCAGCAAACAAAUAAAUGAAAUAAAUAUUGUUGUGUGCAGCAUUAAAAAAAACAUAAUAAAUAAAAAUUAAAUGUGAGCAAAAGAUG